AUGAAGUUACUCUCAUAUAAUGUUAGGGGGCUGGGCGAUGGUGCCAAAAGAAGGAUGAUUAGGGAAGUUCUUUGUCAAAAUCAGGUUGAUUUGCUCUGUGUUCAGGAGACCAAGUCUCAGUCUGUUGAUCGUCGUGUUUGUGCUCAACUUUGGGGAGAUUCCGAAUUCAAUUGGAAAGCUAUUCAUGCUGUGAAUCGGGGAGGUGGCUUAUUAUGUGUUUGGAAACUUACAGCUUUUGUUUUGCAGGAUUAUGUUGAGGGACCUGGCUUCCUAGGUCUUAUUGGCUCUUGGAGCAACUCUCAACAGCAAUGUGUUAUUGUCAAUAUUAAUUCCUCAGGCUCUUUGGAGGACAAAUUGGUUACAUGGAAUGCUUUGAAAGUUUGGCGGAGGGAUUGCAAUAUUUUACCUUGGUGCAUUGCGGGAGACUUCAAUGCGGUCCGGUGUGCGGAGGAACGUCGUGGUAUUGCUGGGGUCCUUCAUUCACAGCGUAGAGACAUGGAGGAGUUUAAUUCGUUUAUCACUGAGAUGAACUGGAGGAUAUUCCUUUGGCAGGAAAGAAAUUCACUUGGUUUCGACCAAAUAAUCAAGCCCAAACAAUGUGAUAGUUGGGGGCCUAAACCCUUUCGGGUUCUGAACUGUUGGCUGGAGGAUCCUCGUUUGCCUGCUGUUGUUUCUAAGUCUUGGGAUGAGUAUAAGGUCCGUGGUUGGGGAGCAUUUAUCUUGAAGGAAAAAUUAAAGAAUCUGCGAUAUAAACUGAAGGAGUGGAAUUAUGGUGUUUUUGGAAACUUAAAACUGAGAAGGGAUGUUCUUGUUCAGCAGAUUAAUUCCCUAGAUGCAAAGCAAGUGGAGGGUGGAUUGUCUGAGGCGGAAAAAGUGCAGCACUCUGAAUUCUCUACUGAAUUCUGGAAUAGGAGAUCAAACUCAGUUGUGGGUUUGCUUAUUGAUGGGUUAUGGAGUGAGGAUCCUGAUCAGGUGAAAGCUGAGGUUCAGAGAUUUUUUACACAGAAAUUCAAAACAGAUUCAUGGUGUCGGCCAACAUUGGAUGGGGUUCAUUUUAAUUCUCUUUCUGAAGCUGAUAACCUUUCUCUAACUGCCCAGAUUUGUGAAGGAGAACUCAAGGAAGCUGUUUGGAGUUGUGGUGGAGAUAAAAGCCCGGGCCUGGACGGGUUCAACUUCAGGUUCAUUCAGAAAUUCUGGUGCUUCAUAAAGGACGAUUUCUUUAGGAUGGCUAAAGAAUUUUGGCGUCGUGGGGCUUGGCCUAAAAGGGUAAAUGCCUCUUUUAUUGCUCUCAUACCCAAGGUAAAUUCGCCCCAGAAUCUCAAUGAGUUCAGACCUAUCUCUCUUAUUAGCUGCAUGUACAAGGUCAUUUCGAAAGUACUAGCUAUCCGGUUGAAACCGGUUAUGGGGAGGCUAAUUGAUGAGCGUCAGUUUGCAUUUAUCGGGGGGCGUUCAAUGCUGGACAGUGUGGUGGUGGUCAACGAAAUUGUCCAUGAAGCAAAGACAAGGAAGCAACUGACAAUUAUUUUUAAGGUGGAUUACGAGAAGGCGUAUGACUCGGUUGAGUGGGGCUUUUUACUAUAUAUGCUUCAUCGCAUGAAUUUUCAUUCUAAAUGGAUUCUUUGGAUGAAAAGCUGUUUAGAAUCGGCUUCGGUGUCGGUUUUGGUUAAUGGUAGCCCGACUGGGGAAUUCAGAAUGGAACGGGGUUUGAGACAAGGAGACCCUUUGGCCCCUUUUCUCUUCUUGAUUGUGGCCGAAGGACUUAACAGAUUAUUUUUGAACUCUGUUCACUUGAGUUAUUUUUCAGGUUACAAGGUUGGUGGUAAAGCUAACUGCUUGGUGUCUCUUCUCCAGUUCGCAGAUGACACCAUCUUCUUGGGUGAAGCCUCUGUCCAAAAUGUGAUUGUGAUUAAAGCUGUCCUUCGCUAUUUUGAGAUGAUCUCUGGCCUCAAGGUGAAUUUUUACAAGAGUAAACUAGCUGGUUUAUCUAUUGCAGACUCUCUUGCAGGUCGGAUGCCUCCUUGUGUGAUUAAGAUCUGUACUAGGCUCAUGAGGAACUUUCUUUGGGGAGGAGUUGGGGAUGAUCGUAAGAUUGCAUGGGUUAAAUGGAGCUCAAUUUGCCAAUCAAAAAAAGCAGGUAGUGUAGGGAUUAAGGAUCUUGAGCUGUUCAACAGAGCUCUCCUUGGCAAAUGGGUCUGGCGUUGGCACAGGGAACCGUUUGCUUUGUGGUGUCGUGUGAUUCAAGCGAAAUACGGUGAUAACUCUGGCCAUAAAUUCUCAACUUGGUGGCGGGAUAUUCAUAGAGCUUGUAUUAUGGAUUCUUUGAAUUGGUUUGAGGAGGGGAGCAAAAAAUCUGUGCGAGGUGGUGAUGCAACAAAACUUUGGCAUGAGGAUUGGUUGGGUAAUGGUUGCCUUCGGGAGAAAUAUUUACGGCUGUAUAAUCUUUCAAAUCAGAGGUGGUCGCGGAUUAGUGAUUGUGGUGUUUGGGUUGACGGUCUGUGGGAUUGGAAGCUCCGGUGGAGGAGACCGUUACGGGGACGCGAACUGGCCUGGGAGCAGUCCCUUCUUCAAGAGCUUCGCUCAAUGUCUCUGCGUGAGGGUUGCCCUGAUUUGUGGUCGUGGGAGGUGGCCGCGGAUGGCAUUUAUUCUGUUAGUUCUGCGUACUCUUUUCUGCAGGAGCGCGAUCAGCCAGUGUUGGACCCGUGUUUUGCAGCUCUUUGGAAGUCCUUCUGUUCUUCAAGUGUAAAGGGCUUCGCUUGGAGACUUCUGCUGGAUCGAAUUCCGAGUAAAGAAAACCUUCUGAAGCGACACAUUCUUGUCUCUAUGGCUGAUGCUCAUUGCGUGUUAUGUCAGGAUCAAUUGGAGACUAGCUAUCAUUUGCUUUUCUCUUGCUCUUUCUCAGUGGGUGUUUGCCAAUCUUGUUUCUCUUGGUUGGAGGUUCCGUAUUUCUCUGCUGCAUCGGCCUGCGAGCACUUCCUUGCUUUUCGAAUUGGGAGAAGUGGUGCUCAACAGCGCAUGGCACAUACAGUUUGGAUGACCAUAGCUUGGUCUCUUUGGUUAUUAAGGAAUGAGGUGACAUUCAGGGAAGGGUCUGCAGAUGUUGAUUCAGUUCUGGAAUUGAUUAAGCGCCGGUCAUGGCAGUGGAUCAAUGCAAAUCUACCCCAAUUCCAGUAUUCUUUUGCUGUUUGGUCUUACUCUCCUCUUAAUUAUAUCCUAAGUAGUUAA
Lotus japonicus is the source of this 3222-nucleotide messenger RNA. RefSeq lists its product as uncharacterized. Bases 1 to 3222 code for a protein of 1073 amino acids. The record is from RefSeq and is a predicted model, not a curated record. Lineage: Eukaryota; Viridiplantae; Streptophyta; Magnoliopsida; Fabales; Fabaceae. The transcript is spliced from 4 exons. Gene Ontology annotation, molecular function: catalytic activity.